Molecule: messenger RNA, 772 nt
Organism: Cantharellus anzutake
Lineage: Eukaryota; Fungi; Basidiomycota; Agaricomycetes; Cantharellales; Hydnaceae
Exons: 3
Coding region: 71-565 (164 amino acids)
Source: RefSeq, a predicted model, not a curated record
CGGGAAUGAGGUCCACUGAGUUGCUCAGCCUGGGUGGUGGCUGCGCCAGUUUCAGGAGAUGUACAAUUAAAUGGAGGCCUCAUAUCCAACAGCCCACUCACUCCUUGGCGUAAGUCGCCGUUUACGAUCUGCGGCAGCCAGAGUGCUUGGAACCUCUUCACCACUAUCUCGGUGUGGCACAGGAGAAAGUCCCACUGAAAUUUGCAAAGUAUCCACCCAACAGGUGACGAAGGAUGUUGUUAGUCAGCAGGUCCGAGUCGAAGCGACACUUGACGCGACCGGGGAGACAGAAACUUCAAAUCGAGCCUUCAGAGCAGGAUUGGCUGGUGUUCCCACUAAUCAAGCCUCCAACAUGACCCACCAACCAUGGAUCUCGAUCUACGGGUACACCGGCAUCGAUCCGACAUUCAUGAUCCUUUGUUAUGUUGCAGGAUCGAUAGGGACAGGAUCCGACGAAAAUAGUUGUGUUGCACAAUACCAUUUGAAUUUUUAUUUCCAACUUGAAUGUAUUGGCGAGGAACGCGACGAGCGUCUCGCGGGUUUAAUCCGCCCGAAAACCAGAUGAAUAAAUAUUACUGGUGCGUUUAAAUGGCUGUAGAUGGGAAUCACACGUGCAAACGUGGUUCCGGGGACUAUCAAUAGCACUAACCCAUUCUUAGCAGUAAAGCGCCCGCCAGCUGAUGCGUGCUGACCACAAUACCCUUCCCGCCACAGAGCCGGUCGUUCGUCCUUUGAUGUUCUCAUCGGUUGGGUGUGAACUUCUCCUAGUAGC